GGAUGACAGGUUUUUCAGGGCGAGCAGUUCGUACUGUAUGGUAACUGCACUGUAUAAGAUUCAAAGUUGCCCCUCACUUCAAACGAACAGUAGAAAGAUAACCCAGACUCUAUCACCUUCUCUUCAUCCUUAGCAAGCCUUGCACUUAUCUACGUUCCAAUCUCGCUUCACGAAACACGAUUCUGGCCAACUCCAAAAUCAGCAGACAAGACCAACAUGAUUGGAAAGACUCUCUCACUCCUGGCUCUAUCGGCCAUCGCAGAGACAUCCGGUGGCUGCCCUGCCAUUUGGUCAACAAUCGCAUCUGACCUAUCUCAAUCUUUCAUCGGAGCUUCUGGAUGUACCGAUCUCGCUCGAGGUGCCAUUCGUUUCGCUUUCCAUGAUUCUGGGUCAUAUUCCUCCAGGACACCAGCUUAUGCACCUGCUACAGGGGGUGCAGAUGGAUCUCUUCUUCUGAGUUCUGUGGAGAUUACUCGAGAUGAGAAUAAUGGUUUGCAACAAUACUACAGCUUUUUGCGUGGAAAGUACGACGUGUACAAGUCUCAAGUCGGUGCUGCAGACUUGAUACAAUUCGCUGCCAGUGUGGCGAUUGUUAGUUGUCCUGGAGGUCCCAGAAUCCCGACUGUCAUCGGUCGCAAAGACACCAGCACUCCAGCACCAGACAACCUCUUACCGCAAGCUUUUGGCCCUGGUUCGGCUCAACAAGUGUUGAUCCAGCUGUUCGCAGACAAAGGCAUCAGUCAGCCAGAACUUGCUGCUUUGAUUGGCGCACAUACGGCAUCCAAAGCAGUAGCAGAGGAAGACAAUGGUAUCCCCUAUGAUGGACCUCAAGACUCUACUCCAGGUCAAUGGGACGUAACAUACUACUCCCAAACCGACAGCCACCCAAAAGGCGUAUACAGUUUUGAAUCAGACAUCAAUCUCUCCAACCCAAACUCCACUGUGGGUCAAACAUUCCAGAGUUUCGUAAAUAGUCAGAGCAAAUGGAAUGCAGCUUUUGCACCUGCAAUGGCUCAUCUCAGCGUCCUCGGUAUCCCGUGGUCUGACCAACAGAGCUUCAUCGAUUGCACAAGUGCUGUACCAUCGGGUUCGAAUGCGAGACUUAUUCGUACGGCUCCUAUCAACGACAGGAUUAGAUGAUAGUCGGGUCCCGGGUAAAGAGGCGACAUUUAGCUGGACAAGGCUUUUAUUAGACUGCAUGUUUCGAAAUUUGCAUUUGGCCAUUCAAACUUGAUGGCGGAGUCGC
Molecule: messenger RNA, 1246 nt
Organism: Aureobasidium subglaciale EXF-2481
Lineage: Eukaryota; Fungi; Ascomycota; Dothideomycetes; Dothideales; Saccotheciaceae
Product: class II peroxidase
Exons: 5
Coding region: 217-1140 (307 amino acids)
Biological process (GO): hydrogen peroxide catabolic process; cellular response to oxidative stress; response to reactive oxygen species
Molecular function (GO): heme binding; peroxidase activity
Source: RefSeq, a predicted model, not a curated record